This is a messenger RNA of Besnoitia besnoiti, 843 nucleotides long. RefSeq lists its product as uncharacterized. Lineage: Eukaryota; Apicomplexa; Conoidasida; Eucoccidiorida; Sarcocystidae. Gene Ontology annotation, cellular component: Golgi membrane. Gene Ontology annotation, biological process: vesicle-mediated transport; protein secretion. Bases 1 to 843 code for a protein of 280 amino acids. The record is from RefSeq and is a predicted model, not a curated record. The transcript is spliced from 6 exons.
AUGAUCAACCUCGACGCGGCUCCCAACGGCUUCGCCCCUGCAUCUGGCAAAGAUGUAGAGGGAUUCUCCUUCCUCUCCUCCGCAAGCGUGUCUACAGCCGCGGGCUCCACGGGGGUGGCAGCCUCCCGAGGGUCUGGUGGCUACGUGACCUCUUCUCUUGACGCCUCGUCUUCCUCGGCCUCUCUUCCGCCGUUUGUUCAGCGCUGGUUCACAGGCGCCAGGCACCCUGCCGUCUGCCUCUUCCAUCUCUGCUUCAAAAUCGCCGCACUCGCAACGUACCUCGCUGGAGGCUGUCUGCUGCUCUUCCUGAGCGACGGAGAGAUUUUCAUCUUCGUGACCACGCUUGUUUUCUUGGUCUUGGACUUUUGGACUGUUAAGAAUGUUUCUGGAAGAAUUUUGGUCGGCAUGCGGUGGUGGAGCUCCGUCGACGCCGCGGGCAACAGCCAUUGGGUUUUUGAGCGAGCAGAGGACGGCCGCGAGGUGAACACCGUCGAGUGGCGAGUCUUCUGGUUCGGGAGCUACGCGUGGGCGGCGACCUGGCUCGUUCUCUCCGUCAUGAAGCUUCUCGAGCUUCAGCUGUUUUGGUUCCUUCUCUGCGCCGUCGGCUUGACUCUGGCGACGACGAAUCUGAUGGCGUAUCAGCGCUGCUCGUCUCAGUCAGGCGUCAACCCUUCGGCGUUCCGCGGUCUGCCCAGCUUGGGCGACAUGCCGCAGGCGGCGGGGUCGGCGGCGCAAGGCAUCAGGGACUGGCUGGCCGCCCAGGCAGGCGCCGCGGCUGUGCAGAACGUGCUGGGGCGCGUGGGGCUUGGGGGGCCGGGGCGGGCCGGAGGGAUGGGGCGGUAG